GCAGGGGCCGGGCAGGCUCCCGGGCGCGCGGCUCCCCGGACCCCGCGCCAGCCACCGGCGCCUCCUCGGCCGCGGACCGCCGAGGGUUAAUGAAAAAGCCCCACGCCCCCUUUGACGGCGCAGAGCCCACCUCGCCGAAUUUGAAAAGGCGGCCCUGGAGAGGCGUGGGCGCCCCCAGACGCGUCCAAGUCGUCGCCGGGCUCCGCUCGCUCGCCGGCUCCCCCGCUCUGCCUUCGGCGGGGGCCGCGGGUCCAGUCCCGCCGCGGCUGCGCUCCCGCCUGUCCUCGCGCCCGGGCUCCGGCUCCCCCGGGCGGCUGCGCAAGAUGAAGCUGGCUCUCCUCCUGCCCUGGGCGUGCUGCUGCCUCUGCGGGUCGGCGCUGGCCACCGGCUUCCUGUACCCCUUCCCGGCCGCAGCCCUGCAGCAGCACGGCUACCCCGAGCCGGGCGCCGGCUCCCCCGGCAGCGGCUACGGGAGCCGCCGGCACUGGUGCCAUCACACCGUCACGCGGACAGUGUCCUGCCAGGUGCAGAAUGGCUCAGAGACAGUGGUCCAGCGUGUGUACCAGAGCUGCCGGUGGCCCGGGCCCUGUGCGAACCUCGUGAGUUACAGGACUCUGAUCAGACCCACAUACAGAGUGUCCUACCGCACGGUGACAGCACUGGAGUGGAGAUGCUGCCCUGGCUUCACUGGGAGCAACUGUGAGGAGGAAUGCAUGAACUGUACCCGGCUCAGCGACAUGAGUGAGCGGCUAACCACGCUGGAGGCCAAGGUUCUCCUGCUGGAAGCAGCAGAGCAGCCCGCAGGCCCGGGCAAUGACCUGCCGGUCCCCCAGAGCACCCUGCCGCCCUGGAAUGAGGACUUCCUCCCCGAUGCCAUCCCCCUCGCCCACCCGGGGCCCCGAAGGAGAAGGCCCACGGGCCCAGCCGGGCCCCCGGGGCAGACGGGACCGCCAGGGCCUGCAGGUCCACCGGGCUCCAAAGGUGACCGGGGCCAGGCGGGAGAGAAGGGCCCAGCAGGACCUCCUGGGCUCUUGGGGCCGCCAGGGCCCCGCGGGCUUCCUGGAGAGAUGGGGCGCCCUGGCCCCCCCGGCCCCCCUGGCCCAGCAGGCAGCCCGGCCUUCCCUCCAAACAGCCCCCAGGGCGUCCUCUACUCCCUGCAGCCUCCGACGGACAAGGGCGACGGAGACUCACAGCUGGCUUCUGCUGCUGUGGACACAGUGCUGGCCGGCGUCCCAGGGCCCCGGGGCCCCCCCGGCCCUCCAGGUCCCCCUGGGCCACAUGGUCCCCCAGGACCCCCAGGUGUACCCGGAUCUCAGGGCCUGGCUGGAGAGCGGGGCAUGACGGGACCGGCUGGUGAUCCUGGCGGGAAGGGGCAAGAGGAGGAUAAAGCUGCUGCCGAGGGUGAGGGGGUGCAGCAGCUGCGGGAGGCCCUGAAGAUCCUGGCAGAGAGAGUCCUCAUCCUGGAGCACAUGAUUGGGAUCCAUGAUCCCUUGGCCUCCCCUGAGGGGGGCUCUGGCCAAGAUGCUGCCCUGAGAGCCAACCUGAAGAUGAAGCGUGGUGGCUCCACGCCCGACGGCCCCCUCGCGGCCCUGCUUGGCCCCGACUCUGGGCAGAGGAGCGCUGGUCGGGCUGGCGGCGGGCAGUAAGAGGCCAGCUCUCCAGGACAAGCCCCGGCUCUGCCAGAGACCCAACCCUGAGGCCUAUGUUGGCGUGCUGGCUCCUGAAGACACCCCAAGCGGGACUGGGCUCCAGGCACCGACGAUUGUGCAGGACACUGGCUCCCAGGGGGGACUUGGGGACAGAUGGCAAGUCCAGAGGCAGAGUCCAGAGGGCCCUAGCACCCUUGGCGGGGCCCCUUCCUGGUCCCUGCCCUCCCCACCCUCACUUUCUGCAGGAGACAGGAUCUGGGUGGGCUGGGUGGGGCGUGAGAAUAAUCCUAAUACUCAUCAUUUACUGAGUCCAGGCCUGUCCGAGGAGCUUUCCCUGCAUUGUCUCAUUUAACCCUUAGGAGGUAGGCUUGUUAUCCCCACUUUUCACGGGGGGGACGGAGGCCCGGUGAGUCUAAAUCACCUGCUGAGGCCCCCUGGUUCCUUAACCCUCGACCCUGCCAGCUUCCUGUCUUCACAGGGGAGCUGAGUGGGCGCAGGGCCAUGGGGAGGCUGGACUGGUCCACAGGGAAGAAAGGCAGGGUCCUGGGCCUCCUUCCUUGACCCCCUCCCCAGGGCUCAGGGUCUGCUCCAGGGUCUGGCAGUGUGUGGCCUGCAGCUGCUCUCAGAGGCCUAGGAGACCCUGAAUAAACCCGUGACAGUCCCACGGACUUGGGGACAGUGAGAGAGGAGCACCGGGGUGCAGGGGCCUUCGUACUAAAUGGGCAUCGCCCACCAGUGCCUCCCAGGUUCAGAACCCACCCAGGCCUGCCCCUGGGCCAAGAGCAGGGAGGGUUUACUGGGAAGGCCAUCUGUUGCAGCCUUGCCCUCUCUGGAAAUCUAUAGGGUUGGCCAUUUCUGGCAUCGUACAGCAAGUCCCAUGUCCCCUUGACAAACUAGAGAUAGGACAGCCGCCCAAGUCCCAGGCCCCGCUGGGGGAGAUGCUGUGGGCCCAGGCCAGGGACCCCAGAGCAGCUUAAACUACAGGCCUCAGGGUCCCUCAGGCCACAGGUCCCCUGUGAGCCAGGCCAGCCCUGGUGCUCCUCUCUUGCUGGGCCAGGGCCUGGUCUCCACAGCAAACUCAGAGAUUUUGGUGCUACCCUGGCUCAUGUCUCCCCUCAGGGCAGGAGCCGUCUGUCCCCAGUGUCCAUGGUGCUCUCCGGAGUGGGUGGCCUGGUCCUGCCAGGCCCUGGUGACCUCCCCCUGCUGUCCAGGCCCCGGUGCCCCGUGAGAGGCAGGACUGGCCUGGGGCCCGAGGUGUGGUGGUCAGAGGCGGGCGGGAAGUCUAUAAUGCUCUGACAAUAAAGGUGCUCUCCCCACUGGG
Molecule: messenger RNA, 2970 nt
Organism: Nyctereutes procyonoides (raccoon dog)
Lineage: Eukaryota; Metazoa; Chordata; Mammalia; Carnivora; Canidae
Gene: COL26A1
Product: collagen type XXVI alpha 1 chain
Exons: 13
Coding region: 90-1646 (518 amino acids)
Molecular function (GO): protein binding
Source: RefSeq, a predicted model, not a curated record